AGCUGCUACGUAAGCGGGAGGGAGGAGCAGCCUGCGCUGGGCGUCGUCAUUCUCAUUUGUAUUCCGGCGCGGAGGAGAGCGGAGGGCUGCGGGGAGGAGGCGCUCUGGAAGGGCGCCUCCGGUAGGGGCCAUGGCUUCCGAGAAGGGCUCCUGGAGCAGUCUGACCAUGCUGCAGAAGGUGGCCCUGGCACUCGGGGUCCCCGCCAGCGGGGCGAUUCUCUACAUCCUGUAUCGCCGUUACCGGGAGAGCCAAGAGGAGCGGGUGACGUUUGUGGGCGAGGAGGAGCUCCAGGUGGAGAUGAAGGUCCCGAAGGAUGCCGUGAAGCUGCUCAUCGGGCGCCACGGAGCCAACGUCAAGCAGCUGCGGAAGGAGACCCAGGCCCGCAUUGACGUCGACGUGGAGGAUUGUGGCGAGGAGCGCCUGAUCCGCAUCUGUGGCUCCGCUGUCCAGGUGUGCAAGGCCAAAGCCGCAAUCCACCAGAUCCUGGAGGAGAACAUGGCUGUGACGGAAAAGAUCCUUGUGCCCCAGCGUGCCGUGGGGCGCAUCAUUGGCAGGGGCGGGGAGACAGUGCGAGCCAUCCACCAGAGCACGGGGGCCAAGAUCGAUUGCGACCGCGAAGGGAGUUUUUCGCUCACCCGCCAGAUCACGCUCUCUGGGACUCGCAAGGAGGUGCUGGCAGCUAAGAAACUGAUCGCGGAGAAGGUUUUGGAGGAUGAGGCCUUCCACAAGAAACUCUCGCACUCGGCUUUGGCCCGGUCCCAGCGGAAGCAGCCUUUGGGCACGAGGAAGGAGGACGCUGGCGGCAGCGGCGAUCGAAGGGGAGAUCUUCCUUGCACCGGAGAAGCUUUCCAUCAGCCGCUGGGGACCCCACGCCAGGAAGGAGCUGCUGGGAAGUUCCCAGAAUACCCCCCCGAGGAGCCACAGGAGCUGAGGAGCGAAGGCGGCUCCUCCGAGGAGUCCUUAUCAGAAACCUCUUGCCUGAGCUAUGCUUUUGAAGUCCCCAGCCCGGAUUUCAGCUUCCACGCCAAUGAGCACCUGGAGGUCUACGUCUCGGCCUCCGAGAGCCCGAACCACUUCUGGAUCCAGAUUAUCGGCUCGCGCACCUUCCAGCUGGACAAGCUCACCCGCGAAAUGACUCAGUACUACGACACCGGAACCCCUGAGGGUGAACGUGGGGACAUCGUGGCCGCUCCAUACCCCGAAGACCGCGCCUGGUACAGGGCCAGAGUCCUUGGCACACUGGGCAAUGGAAACAUGGACCUCUACUACGUGGACUUUGGUGACAACGGAGAGGCUCCUUUGGAGAAGCUGCAGCUGUUACGGAGUGACUUCCUCAGCCUCCCCUUCCAAGCGAUAGAAUGUGGCCUUGCCGGAAUCGCUCCAGUGGGAGAGUCUUGGUCUGAAGCCGCGUUGGACGAGUUUGACCGCCUCACACACUGCGCCAAGUGGAAGCCGGUGCUGGCAAAGAUCUCCAGCUACCUGCCUGCUGGGAGCAGCACCUGGCCUCACGUCAGAUUGUACAAUACCACCAGCGGGCAGGACAUCGACGUCGGUGCAGAGCUGGUGCGGCUGGGCUACGCGGUGCAGUGCCUGCAGGAUGGAGACGGCGGGGCUGGAGAUGGGCCUGAUCCGUUAGACAAAGGUGCCCAGCACAGAAGCUUGGGAGACACGACGGGGGUGUCCCUGGAGAGCCUUCUCUCAGACACACAGAAGACCCCCGACGAGAUGCCCCUCACUUUGUCUUGCCUCAGCCUUUCCGAUGAGCCUGUUGAAGGACCUCGGGACGAGACGGAGCCCCCCCACUGCUUGGCAUCCACCCUGGAAGGUCUCCCCCCCUCGCUGGAGUCCCUGCAGCUCUCCCUCCCCUUUGCCACCCCUUCGGAGGGUUUCCCCUCCACCCCUCGCCCCUGUGAAAUAGGGGACGGCAGGGGGCGCUCCAAUUCGAACCCGCCUCCAGAAACGCCGGCUCAGGCAGAGGCGGCGAUGGAGUUGACCCCUCUGCCGGACGUUGAGCUGUGGGCGGCCAAAGCGGAACAGGCGUCCACCCCCAGCGGUCCUGGCCAACCCGGAGAGGGGGCCUCGUCCCCCUGGCUCUCGAGCGAAGGCUCCCCGGCGAGGAGGACCUGUCAAUCAGCCAGGCGGACAGCAGCACCUACUCUCCCCGGGGCUACUUCUACUACCUCUCCUCGUCCGGGGACACUUGCGAUUCCUCAGUCUUCUACUGCAAAGGGUCCCCCUCUCUCGACGACGAGUCUAGUGGCACGUCCUGCAGCCCCUCCAGCCCCGUUUCUGAAGGCAGCGGGAGGGAAGAAGUUGCCUCUGUCUCGGAGGCCGGUGAGCUCCUCCCGUUGGACAGUGGCUCCCUGACCCCUUGAGCUGCGCAAGUGGGGAGCCCCGAUGUGAAGCCGAUUUUCUGCCUGGAAUUGAGCAGCACAGGGAAUCAUCGCCUGUUCCUCCAGCUUUGCUCAGUGACUCGGGAACAUCCCGACUUCUUGACCGGCUGGGGGAAGUUGACGCUUUCGGCGUGUCGCCACGUCCGAGGGGAAGGGGACACCUGUUGGCUGUAGCCGCGAAGAGCCUUACUUUUUUAAAAAAAGACUUUUGCUCCUUCUCAAAGCUUGCAAAACUGUGAGACUUUGGCAGGCCCAGAGCUGUGUUCUGUUCCACGUGGCCACGGCUUUCCCAAAGGGAUUUCCGAGAAGGAUCCGCAUGUGCUGCUGUUGUUUAUUUGCAGAGUUUUGUUAGCACCAUUGCGGUGAAGGGUCAAGCACUCCGUUGAGGAUCUUGCCGACGCACAGAUGCCCAGCUGUGGGUUGAGACUCUGUCCUCUUGAUCCUCGGCCGGUACUAGCAGCUGGGAGACAAGCACAGCUACUAGAGUCAUCUUAUUUUCUGCGGGUCAGCUGGCCUUGGCAGAGGAAUGUUGCAAACCUUCUAAAUUCUGUUGGCUUUGCUAACUGCCUCUUUUCUCUGUCACAGGGUGGGUAGGGACCAACUGCAGCGACCUUUGUUCAUCCGGUCUCUGUGGGUCAUGUGUUUCCAGGGCCGUACCAUUUUUCGGCUUGCCCGGGGGAACCAUGCGAAUGCUCCCACCACACCCAGUGCAAAUUCAAUGCCUCCUUACCAUAUUGCGGAGCGGGCAGAGGAGUUCUCCAUCCUAGCGUUGUUGCAUUUGAAACGGAUGGGAUUGUCCGCAAAGGGCUCUCCUAUCCCCCAGCCAUAUCCUUAAAUAGUACAGUCCGGCAGGAUUGCAUCGGGUGAUAUUUGUUGCAUGUGCUGAUGGGCUGCAAGACCAUCGAUUAAGCCAGGCUCAAAGGAGGUAAACCAUCGUUAAGAUGACAGGCUGAACGACAGCCGUCCUCUCACAAGGGUGGUUGUAAAUGGCAGUGGCGAUGGGCAGCUUGACGUUUCAGAUAUGGGAAGGGGCCAGGGAGGGAGGCUGAGGCCAGCUUAGAGCAGGUGGGGAGAACCUGUGCCUCCAGAUGUUGCUGGACUACAACACCCAUCAUCCAUGGCCACUGGCGUGGAUGAUGGGAAUUGUAGUCCGGCAACCUCUAGAGGCACAGAGGUGCCCCAUGCCUGAUCUAGAGGGUUGUUAGGAGCGGCAACCUGCCUCUGGCCAUUUUGGCCCGGGGGGGGGUGGUGGUGAGAGAAGGGGUGCCCUCAACAUCUAGCCCUACUGUGACACAAGUCUUAAAAACCUUAGGUUGAGCCCCAUUCUUUUGUUGUUAAAAGGGGGUUGGCCUUUUCUCCGAAGCAAGAAGAUUGUGUUGUCCAAAAGAGACCUCAUUGCCUCCUGUUCCCAAUAGGUCAGGGGGGGUUGCCCAUUAUUAUUUUUAAAAAGCAUCCUAGUUUUGGACAUGGUGGGAGUUUUCAUGUGUACGUCUGGGGGGGACAGACAAGACGGGGCGUCACACGUAAAAGUUGGAAGCUCCUUUGGCUCUGUGUCCACCUCGUCCCCCCACAAACAAAAUGCAGUGUUUGAACUCAAUGUGCGUUACAUGCAUUAUUACAUUGAUUCUUGUUUUCCUCUCUAAAUAAAGGCUCGUUUUUGGAUUGUU
Podarcis muralis (Common wall lizard) is the source of this 4061-nucleotide messenger RNA. The record is from RefSeq and is a predicted model, not a curated record. NCBI's taxonomy places the organism in Eukaryota, Metazoa, Chordata, Lepidosauria, Squamata, Lacertidae.